AUGCCUGCCCCAUGGACCAUCUGCAGCCUGCUGCUGCUCAGCGUGCUCUGGCUGGACUUGGCCAUGGCGGGCUCCAGCUUUCUGAGCCCCGAACAUCAGAAACUGCAGAGAAAGGAACCUAAGAAGCCAUCAGGCAGACUGAAGCCCCGGGCCCUGGAAGGCCAGUUUGACCCGGAGGUGGGAAGUCAGGCGGAAGGUGCAGAGGACGAGCUGGAAAUCCGGUUCAACGCCCCCUUUGACAUUGGGAUCAAGCUGUCAGGGGCUCAGUCCCUCCAGCAUGGCCAGACGCUGGGGAAGUUUCUUCAGGACAUCCUUUGGGAAGAAGCCGACGAAACCCUGGCUGAUGAGUGA
Messenger RNA from Rangifer tarandus platyrhynchus (Svalbard reindeer), 351 nucleotides. The record is from the annotation of a GenBank genome assembly. Lineage: Eukaryota; Metazoa; Chordata; Mammalia; Artiodactyla; Cervidae.